Molecule: messenger RNA, 1319 nt
Organism: Lolium perenne
Lineage: Eukaryota; Viridiplantae; Streptophyta; Magnoliopsida; Poales; Poaceae
Source: RefSeq, a predicted model, not a curated record
CCACCACCACCGCAUCCCAUUCCCCUUCCGGAUAGGUAGAUAGAUACACAGAUAAAAAUCAGUCCACGCGACACGCAACAAAAUGCGAGCGCAACGCGACCCCAACCCAACGGCGUGAGUGCGCAGCACACGCAGAUCCCAUUUAACUCUCAACUCUCCCUGCACCGCCCCACACACACAGACAGACACAGAGCGGUGGGAGGCGGCGGCCGCGCUCCAGUCCACUCGCACUCCCACCACCGCCCCCACCACCGCCCGCCGCCGGCCGCGCGAGAUGGCCUCGGGGGCGUCGACCAGCAUGGUGCUGACGCUGCUGGGCUUCUGCGUCAGCGUCCUCUUCAUCGUCUUCGUCUGCACCAGGCUCGUCUGCGCGCUCGUGCGCCGCCGCCGCCGACGCCGCCGCGCCUCGCCCAUGCCGCCCGGCUUCCCGCCCCUCGCCGCCAACUACUUCUUCGCCGUCCAGGUCGACCACCUCGGGGCCGCGGGGCCCGCCGCGGGGGGGCUCGACCCCGCCGCCGUCGCCGCCUUCCCCACCCGCGCCUUCUCCGCCGCAUGCGGCUCACCCACCUCCUCCAACGCCUCCGACGCCGCACCACAGUGUGUCGUCUGCCUUGCAGAAUACGAAGAUAAAGAUGUGCUCCUCACACUCCCUUACUGUGGCCACAAUUUUCAUAUGGCCUGCAUAGAUGCUUGGCUAAAGCAGCACUCAACAUGCCCAGUCUGCAGAAUUUCACUGUCUGACUAUACUGAUAGCAAGCACACGGUGCCCCCUUUACCAAGUGCAGUGAUGAUACCUCCUUAUUCGCCUGAAGCAUCAAUAAGUGAUCCAUGCCACUGCCUGUUUGUCGGCACGGGCCAUUCGCCAAGGCCAUCAGAGGUUCUUCGAAACGAACCCGACCAGGCGAAUCAGACAGUGCCUGGUCCAUCCCUGGACGGGCCAAACAACUUGACACUGUCUGAGGUUACCACUCCUGGGGAAAUAACAACCAAACAGUAAAAUAGCACAUGGAGAGUCCCUAUAUUCUCAAGAGGUCGUGAUCAGCCCAGCUAAGACCCUCCAAGCAGCUGCUUGGAGCUUAUGUGCAGCCUGAUGCACCGUACGGGUAGCAGCCUGUAAACUUAGAAACAUCCGCGCAUGUGGAUGGAUGGAAGUCUGUCUCUCUGUUAUAGGUUAGUUUUCGCGGGGUUCGAUGUAAAUAUGAGAAAUCGUAUGGGUUUCUUGUUGAAAGCCACAUUUAUUUGAUAAUCAUACUCAAAACAGGCCAUUGUAUCCAAUAGCUUAUCCCAUCUAUGGUAGCCCACUGAGAAUUUUUGUACUA